UUUUCGAUAGUAUCCUAAUUUCGAUAGAUUAUUAUUUUUAACGAUCAUUCGAUAUUGUAAUGUCAUUUUUCGGAACGUUUUUUCCCAAAAUCAGCGUCAGUAACAAGAAGUGUCAGAUAGCCAAAAAGAUCGAGAAUUACGCUUUUCAAAGAGAUAUUUUCCAUCCAGAGAGGAAAUUAUAAGAAUGAUGAUCCAGACGCCUUGGCCAAUACUUUCCAGUCGGUAAAAUGUGGAAUGAGUGUCCAUGCUGAAUUGUUACUGCCAAAUGUUUCCAAGUCCCCUAGACAACUUUAAAAUAUGAUAAAUGGGCGUAAUAACAUUGGGGCGUGUGUCUUCAGGACCUUCACCACUUUUUAAAAAUUGUUUGAAGUUGCUUUAUUUGUUCAUUAUUAAAUGUAAUCAAUUUGGUCGAAAAAAUAAAAAUAAAAGAAUCAUUCUAUUUAAUGUUGUUUUAACACUAACAGCGCGCCAUACUUACUAUCGAAAAUAGGUGACGUCAGUCAAAACAAAUUUGAUUAUGGCGGAUCUAACGAAAGUUGAAAUGCUACCUGGAUUUUGAUAGUUUUAAACAAAAAACAGCAUAUAUUAUUUAGAUAGAGUUAAUUGAUUAGAAAAGAUAAAAUUCAGGUGAGAAAUAAUUCCUGAAUAUAUUAAAUAUGUAAAAAUAGUACUGCACUAUCGAAAACCGGUGACACCAGGAUAUGUAUCCAGGCACUGACUGAGACUUCUCGCCAACAUCUAACGUUUGUGUGUUUGUCAGUGUUUGUGGACUGAUGUUGGCGGCCUAAAGAAAAAUGAUUCCUACAAGAUAUAUCUUUCUUGGAUGUGGGAUGAGCCUCUUGGCUAUCGGCUAUCAUUAUGAAGUCAUUGGGACCUUUCUCUCACUGCUUGUCCAUUGUGUGUUAGCCGUGCUGGGUGUAUACUUUGGUGUGUCAUGGUCGCUGGUUCAGGGGAAAAUGUACAAACCGACUUCACAGCCCAGGGAGUCAAAGAUGGCACAAGAGCUAAUCAAAUUCAUGGAGAAGAGAUAUGAGAAAAAAUUGGAGACAAAAAAAGUUGUGAUAACCAGAAAUGUAGAUGGCGCUUUACAAGAAGUCCUAGACCUCAUCAUGAGGGACUAUAUCAUGUCAUGGUACUCGGAUCUCUCAAAAGACCAUGACGUUUUCUUAAGUUCUCUAAGAAGCGACAUGUGGAUCAUGAUAGAGUCACUGACAAACCGGUUAAAGAGGAUGGAUAAGAUGAAAUUUAUUACAGAGGAUGUGGUGCUAAAAAUUCACAAGCACUUCCAGGAAGUCAGGGAAUAUAGAAGGAGGGAAGAUGACAAAAUUGCCAAAAAAUUCAUUCUUCAACCGUGGCUAGAAAACGAUGAGACAGAGACCGAAUUUUUGAGAAAGGUGUGUGAGUUUCUGCUGAUGUCAGUGCUACCAAAAGAGUACACUCACUGCCAUACUCUUAGGAGGAUGCUCAGAGAAAUAAUGACAUCAUCAGCUCUAAAACCAUCCAUAGAUAUGCUAUGCGAUCCCGACUACAUCAAUCAGAAAUUGAUAAAUUAUAUAGACUACAGGCAGCAGCUGUCAGAGGACACACGGAAAAAGUAUACGUACGCUGCUACUUAUGAAGAAUUCGUCAAACUCAUCGACAAGUGUGAAGACAUAGAGCAUCUUAAACAGAUCAGAUACAAUGUCAUGAUGGAAAUUAUACAUGCGACAACCAUACAGAACAUCAAAAAGGAACAAAACAUUCCAGGUGAAAAGGGACCACCUCGAGCCAUGGGUAAGGGGGAUCUGCUGAAAGCCAGAAAUCUGAAACGAUACAUCAAUCAGCUGACAAUUGCCAAAGCUCACAGUGAGAAGAGAAUCCAUGGAUUAGGGGGACCAGAUUACAAAAGCUAUGAGACAACUGAAGAUUCUGAAAGGACAGUGACCAAUAGUACUAAGAUCCUCACCUUUGAGGAAGUGAUGGAGUCAGCAGACGUCAGGAUGGAAUUUUUCAAGUACUUAGAAAAAGACGACAACCAUUCACUACUAGGAUUUUGUAUUGCUGUAGAGAGACUCCAAACAGCUGAAAAGAGAAAACAGUAUCAGUUAGGGAAGGAGAUAUAUGACAAAUACAUAGCCAGCAGCACAAGUGCAGUCAAGCUGGAGAGGGGAACCAAGAAAGAAAUGGAGGCUUUCUUACUGGGGAACUCGCCUGGUCAUGAAGCAUUUGAGAGUGGACAGAAAACGGUGCUGGAUCUCCUGAAGAAGCAGUAUUAUCCCUCGUUUCUUGUCAGUGAUAUUUAUCACAGAUACUUAAACUCUUUGGAACAGGAGGCUUCUGUAGGCCACACAGAACAAAGGAAAGAUGAAUUUUUCUUUCAACCUGACAGUGACGAUGAGGAUGAGGACAUGGAUUUUAACAAUGAGGACAGCAUCAUUUUUAAGGACCAGUCUUACUUUGCUCAACAGAAGCUUGAACAAUUGGAUGGAAAAAUUCAAAUGAAGACCCAUGCACUUAAAGCUCACCAAGAAUCACGUAAAAUGGAUGACUCAAAGGCAAAGAAGGUGGAGAAAGAUUUGGAGGUGGAGUUGGAUCAAUUGAUUUUGCAAAGAAGGCAGUUGGAGAUCCACAUCCUAAGAACACAAAAGUGGUGUGAGAACCAAGGGUCAUGGAGGGCUAUGGUGUAUGAAGCUCAGAUUGUAGAAGAAGAAGAUAAAAGAAUACCCACAUUUGUUUUGAUUGUGCAUCUGGCAGGAAAGGAAAAGUCACAUAAUCUGCAACACAGUGCAGAGGGGUGGCUGGUGACUCGAAAUAUCCCAGAUUUCAACAGACUUCAUGAGAAAAUGAUUGAGAUUGGACCUUGGCUGAAGAAGAAGGAGCUUCCUUCUGUGAGACGAUUCACGACAUUGAAUGAGAAUUUCCUCAGUGAGUGUAAAAGGAUGCUGAAUGAGUACCUCAGUGCCAUUAUGAAAGAUAGCAUGAUGGCCCAGAGUGAGGCUCUGUAUGGCUUCCUGACCCCCACACCCGAGUUUUUCUGGCACAGGAAACCAGAAAAAAAGAAAGAGUUCUUCAUUACUUCCAUUAUCAAAAGCUUGCCCAUUGGCCAGUACAAGCAAGAGAGUGCAGAUGAACUCAAACUUGUGGAGGAAGAGGAUGAUGGUUCAAAGUUGGACAGGAAAGAUUCCAUCGCUGAACCAUUCUACAGAUUGGUGGAUGAGGUUUUUGAAUGUCAUGGUAUGUUUAAAUGGUUGAGACGGAGUUUCAUCAUGUUUGUGGAGGUGACUUUUGGAAGGUCUAUUAAUAGACAACUGAGGGAAACGGUGGAUUGGGUGUUUUCAGAGAGUAUGAUCAUUUACUACGUUACCCUGUUUAAGAACUCCAUGUGGCCUAAUGGCAAACUAGCCGAGUCUCCGCCCCCAAAGACAGACAUACAGAAAUUACAGACAAGGCUUGAAGCCAAAGAAAAGUUUUUAAAUAACAUACCAGAUGCAGUGAGAACACUUCUAGGGGAGGAGAAUGGCAGAAGAGGGGCAAUUAAAAUGUUUGAGGUUUUACAAGAUCCAAGACUGAAUAAACAUCUGUUUUAUGGUCUGUUGGAGGUUUUCUUGUUGGAACUCUACCCAGAACUUAAGGAAAGCCCAGAAUCCAGAGAUUGAUGGACAAUAGAAAACUAUCUACAGAGACUCGUGGUUGAGAUUUUUCACCAUGUAAAAUAAUGGAAUAGACAGGGUUAAAGUAUGGGGUUGUGCAAUUUAAAAUAAAAGAUUAUGAUUUUAUUACAUCUAUGUAUUUCUAUGUGCAAUAUUAGUUGGUUAUUCUAUGUGCCUGGUAAUUUAAACUGCACACAUGAUUUUGGAAUAAACAGAAAUAUAAUUCUUGAA
This is a messenger RNA of Ostrea edulis (European flat oyster), 3860 nucleotides long. RefSeq names its product sorting nexin-25-like. NCBI's taxonomy places the organism in Eukaryota, Metazoa, Mollusca, Bivalvia, Ostreida, Ostreidae. The record is from RefSeq and is a predicted model, not a curated record. Gene Ontology annotation, cellular component: intracellular membrane-bounded organelle; early endosome membrane. Bases 795 to 3635 code for a protein of 946 amino acids. Gene Ontology annotation, molecular function: phosphatidylinositol binding. The transcript has 24 exons.